Fulmarus glacialis (Northern fulmar) is the source of this 810-nucleotide messenger RNA. RefSeq names its product CDKN2A interacting protein (gene CDKN2AIP). The record is from RefSeq and is a predicted model, not a curated record. The annotation marks the transcript as partial. Gene Ontology annotation, cellular component: nucleoplasm; nucleolus. Lineage: Eukaryota; Metazoa; Chordata; Aves; Procellariiformes; Procellariidae. The transcript is spliced from 2 exons.
GGCACCUCCCUGCUGCUGGCCCCCAAAAGCGGUGGUCAGGUAGGCACCUCACUGCUGCUGGCCUCCAAGGGCACUGCUAAGGCGGGCUCCUCGCUCCUGGCCUCCAAGAGCAGUGCCGAGGUGGCUGCCUCAUUGCUGGCCGCUCGGAGCGGCGCUCAGCAGGGAUCCUCACUGCUGACUUCCAAGAGCAGCGCUCAGGUGGCUGCUUCGCUGCUGGCCACUCGGAGUGGCACUCAGCAAGGUCCCUCGUCACUGGCCUCCCGGGGUGGAGCUCAGGCAAGUGCUUCCCUGCUGGCCGCCAAGGGCGGCACGCAGGCAGGUUCACCACAGCUUGCUUUGUGCAAACCGUUAACCAGCGAAGAUGCAAAGGAAAGACAACCUUUUUUCAACAGACUAUACAAAGCUGUAGCCUGGAAACUGGUUGCUGUUGGAGGCUUCAGUCCUAACGUAAAUCACGCAGAACUUCUAAACUCAUCUAUUCAGUCUGUAAAAGCUACGUUAGAUGUUGCUUUUGUUCCCCUGAAGGAACUUGCAGACUUGCCUCAAAAUAAGAGCUCUCUAGAAAACAUAGUUUGUGAACUGAGGUGCAAGUCUGUCUACUUGGGUACUGGCUGUGGUAAAAGUAUGGAAAAUGCCAAAGCGGUUGCUUCAAGAGAAGCUUUGAAAUUAUUCCUCAAGAAGAAAGUUAUUGUGAAGAUAUGUAAAAGAAAAUACAAAGGUAGUGAAAUUGAAGAUUUGGUACUUCUGGAUGAAGAGUCAAAACCUUCGAAUUUACCUCCAGCUUUAAGAAAUCCUCGUGAGAUCUUGUAG